ACUCCCGUUUACGGGCUGUAUCCAAGGCGGCCUGUUUGAAGGGAAGACCGUCACUGUGACAGGGCGAGUCCUGGCAGGAGCAGAGAGGUUUUGUGUGAAUUUGCUAUGUGUCACUAACACAUCGAGUGAUAUCAUCCUCCACUUCAACCCGCGCUACCGCGGUAACUCGGGUCACGUGGUGUGUAACACGCUGCAGAGUUCCUGCUGGGGUUCCGAGCAACGGAGCAAACACACCCCACUUCCCAGAGGAUCUGACUUCAUCCUCACCUUCCUGGUCAACCGAGACUCCUAUUCGGUGAUCGUGAACGGAGCCCAUUUCAUGGAGUACUUGCACCGGCUCCCUGUCUCUUCUGUGAAUGCAAUCUUUGUGGACGGAGGUGUAGAGGUCACGUCCAUCACUUUCCAAAACCCAGCUGUGAUCAUCGACCGAGGUAGACCGAUGCAGCCAGAGAAGCAGCGGUACCGAAGCAAACUGACCCGUGGAUCAGGUUGGAAUAUGCAAGGACAUCAGAAGCAUGCGAGCCAGAUACAGGCGCUUGCCGCUUGCGAUGUCGCUGAUUUAAGUGCUGCACCUCCUCCAUACAGUUCUCAACCUGCUUAUGUUAUACCAUAUAAAACCAUUAUUCAGGGUGGAUUUUACCCAUGCAGAGGCAUCACCGUACAGGGCUGUGUCAACCACAACGCUGACAGGUUCGACAUCAACCUGCGUUAUAACUCCGGCAUUGCGUUCCACUUCAACCCGCGUUUCGACGAGAACGUAGUGGUGCGCAACAGCCUGAUGAAGGAGCGCUGGGGUCGUGAGGAGAGAAGCGGCGGCAUGCCCUUCUACCGAGGCCAGCCGUUUACGGUGAGCAUCACGUGCGACACUCAAUGCUACAGGAUCGCGGUGAACGGCACUCAAAUGUUCACCUACAACCACCGUCACUUCCUGUUCCAGCAGAUCGACAUCCUGGAGGUUGAUGGAAACAUCAGCGUCAGUUCUGUCGUGGUUUAAGUGCAGGUCGUUAUGUGUAUAAACUGUAAAACCAGUUCAAACCAGUAUAAUACUUUAAAUGUAGCACAUAUUGUAUUCUGGGAAAAUUGUACAGCAUCAAAAGCAGUAAAGAUAGCUAUGCAACACUGCUGAGACGAUAUCUUACUAAUACAGUAAAACCUACAGGUUCAUUAACUUCACCGCAUCUGACUAAUUUUUCCAUUUUUUAUUUAUUCCUUAUUUUUGUCAUCCUUGGUUUUUUAAAAUCAUAACUGUAGUUAUAUUAGUGAGGUAGCGUUAAGUGUAACAAGUUAACUGGAGGUAAAACUAUAAUGCUACAUCAUAUUAGCCUAGUUCAGUGGAUAAGGUUUCUAGCUAUGUUUGAUAAAUAUAUAUAUAGCAAUAAGUCUUCUUCUUAUGACUCAUUGAUUCUAUAUCUGUGGUUCUUAUUGUUCCUGUACUUUUGAUAUCAUAUUAUUCAUGGACUGAAAUGAUUCAUUUGAACCCAGUAAGAGAGUUUGUUUUGGACACUUUCAAAUGUAUGUACGAUGUACAUUUGGCAAUAAAAGUGUUAAACAGCAGUAUGAUUAAAACAUUACAGCAGAGAUUUGAUGGGAAUUGACUGUUAUUAAUGUGUAGUCCUGUAAAAAUAUAGACUUCGGCAAAAAGUUCGAAACUUUUACCAUAUAAGACUGGGGUAGGAUUUGGGUCUGAGGGUAAGACUGAGAUGGGAGUUGGGUUUGAUAAUGAGUCUUUGGGUUUGA
This is a messenger RNA of Ictalurus punctatus (channel catfish), 1737 nucleotides long. RefSeq names its product galectin-9-like. Lineage: Eukaryota; Metazoa; Chordata; Actinopteri; Siluriformes; Ictaluridae. Gene Ontology annotation, cellular component: cytosol; nucleus. The record is from RefSeq and is marked provisional. Gene Ontology annotation, molecular function: carbohydrate binding; galactoside binding. Gene Ontology annotation, biological process: negative regulation of type II interferon production; negative regulation of CD4-positive, alpha-beta T cell proliferation; positive regulation of gene expression.